UCUCAGGCCAUCAUGGCGUCUCCCAGUGGGAAGGCAGCCCGCGAGCCCGAGGCUUCUAGCGGCGGGCCGCGGCCCCUCGCCCGGAACCUCGUGGAUUGCGUCGACGAUGCAGAGGGGCUCUACGUGGCGGUCGAGCGGUGUCCGCUGUGCAACACCACCCGCCGCCGGCUGACCUGCGCCAAGUGCGUCCAGAACGGCGAUUUCGUCUACUUCGACGGCCGCGACCGCGAGAGGUUUAUAGACAAGAAGGAAAGGUUAAGCCAACUUAAGAACAAGCAAGAAGAAUUUCAAAAAGAAGUGUUAAAAGCUCUGGAAGGAAAAUGGAUAGCAGAUCAGUUGAGAUGGAAAAUAAUGUCCUGCAAGAUGAGGAUUGAGCAGCUGAAACAAACAAUAUGUAAAGGAAAUGAAGAAAUGAAGAAAAAUUCUGAAAGCCUUCUCAAAACCAAGGAAAAGAAUCAGAAGCUUUACACUCGAGCACAACGGCAUCAAGAGAAAAAGGAGAAAAUUCAGAGGCACAAUCGCAAACUUGGUGACUUGGUAGAAAAAAAAACCAUUGACUUAAGAAGUCAUUAUGAGCGUCUGGCAAAUCUUCGGCGAUCUCAUAUAUUAGAGCUCACCUCUGUCAUUUUUCCAAUCGAGGAAGUAAAGACUGGUGUGAGAGAUCCCGCAGAUGUGUCUUCAGAGAAUGACAGUGCCAUGACCUCCAGCACUGUGAGCAAGCUUGCUGAAGCCCGGAGGACAACUUACCUGUCAGGGAGAUGGGUCUGUGACGAUCACAAUGGGGACACCAGCAUUAGCAUUACAGGGCCUUGGAUUAGCCUUCCCAACAACGGGGACUACUCUGCUUACUACAAUUGGGUGGAAGAGAAGAAAACCACACAGGGGCCUGACAUGGAGCAUAAUAACCCUGCUUACACGAUCAGUGCUGCGUUGUGCUACGCGACUCAGCUGGUCAGCAUUGUGUCUCACAUACUUGACGUAAAUCUUCCCAAAAAGCUGUGCAACAGUGAAUUUUGUGGGGAAAAUCUCAGCAGACAGAAAUUUACUCGAGCAGUGAAGAAGCUAAAUGCAAAUAUUCUUUACCUAUGCUUCUCUCAGCAUGUAAAUUUAGACCAAUUACAACCACUGCAUACCCUCAGGAAUCUAAUGUACCUGGUCAGUCCGAACUCUGAACACCUAGGCAGGUCAGGACCCUUUGAAGUGCGAGCAGACCUUGAGGAGUCCAUGGAAUUUGUGGAUCCCGGAGCUGCUGGAGAAUCAGAUGAGAGUGGAGACGAGCGCAUGAGUGACGAGGAGACCGACCUGGGCACGGACUGGGAGAACCUGCCGAGCCCCCGGUUUUGUGAUAUCCCUUCCCAGCCUGUGGAAGUCUCCCAGAGCCAGAGCACCCAGGUGUCACCGCCCGUCGCUAGCAGCAGUGCGGGCGGGAUGAUCUCCUCUGCCGCAGCCUCGGUGACCUCCUGGUUUAAAGCUUACACUGGACACCGUUAAAAAGCAUGGACC
Molecule: messenger RNA, 1503 nt
Organism: Ceratotherium simum simum (southern white rhinoceros)
Lineage: Eukaryota; Metazoa; Chordata; Mammalia; Perissodactyla; Rhinocerotidae
Gene: ATG14
Product: autophagy related 14
Biological process (GO): autophagosome membrane docking; cellular response to starvation; autophagosome assembly
Cellular component (GO): autophagosome; extrinsic component of phagophore assembly site membrane; phosphatidylinositol 3-kinase complex, class III
Molecular function (GO): phosphatidylinositol 3-kinase regulator activity; protein-membrane adaptor activity
Source: RefSeq, a predicted model, not a curated record